Molecule: messenger RNA, 364 nt
Organism: Phytomonas sp. EM1
Lineage: Eukaryota; Euglenozoa; Kinetoplastea; Trypanosomatida; Trypanosomatidae
Source: the annotation of a GenBank genome assembly
UCAUUAGCGAAGUGAUUUGGGACAAAGUUGAUUAAGGUAGAGUUUCAAUAUGCACUCCAAAGUUAGGCGACCAUUAUGGAGUUUUUUUCUGCCCGCUACUGUAAGUAGCCGCCUUCGAACCAUUGGGUAUAACUCCUUUAUGUUGAUGUUUUUUAUUUCUUCAGCGGCUAUUCUCAACAGUCAGUCCUACUAUAGGUCUAAAUUGUUGGAUGAGGACGAAAAAACGUGUGACCGAAUCGACCGUCGUGCAUAUGUUGCAUUGCCUGAUGGCCGCAUGGCGCUCGUUUACCCCAUUAUUGACACCCAGGCAACCUUUACUCGAACUGUUUUGGCAUUCCUAGACUCUGUUAAUAUCUUGCCCUGA